UUCAAUUUAAUAAAUUAACACGACACUCCUUUCUAACUGUACAGGAUUAUAUUUAGUUAGUCAGGAACCUUGGAGAAUACUUUAUCAUGGGGAAUAAAUUAGUUACUUUUACUGAGCAACAAUUGGAGAAUUACCAAGAUUGUACGUUUUUCGCACGAAAAGAAAUCUUGAGGGUACAAAAAAGAUACAGGGAGUUAAGGCCAAAUUUAGUCCCGAAACGAAUGACGGGAAAUGAAGCUGUUGAAGUAAAAAUUCCCUUGGAAAACAUGGAGAAGUUACCCGAAUUGCGGGAGAAUCCUUUUCGUCGUCGUAUUUGUCAAGUUUUUUCGCGAGAUGGUAAAGGAGCUUUAUCGUUUGAAGAUUUUCUUGAUUUAUUAUCUGUAUUCAGCGAACAAGCACCCCGCGAUAUUAAAGUAUAUUACACAUUUAGAAUAUAUGAUUUCGAUGGGGACAAUCACAUAGGGCCCGAAGAUCUCGAGCAAGCUCUACAUUUAUUAACAAGAAACGAACUAUCAUCCGAAGAUAUACAACAAAUUGUUGAGAAAGUUGUUGAAGAGGGUGAUGUUGAUGGUGAUGGAAAACUCUCUUAUAUGGAGUUCGAACAUGUUAUAACUAGAGCACCCGAUUUUUUUUCUAAUUUUCAUAUUAGAAUGUAAAUUCAAAAACAAUUUU
Messenger RNA from Onthophagus taurus, 672 nucleotides. RefSeq names its product Calcium and integrin binding family member 2 (gene Cib2). NCBI's taxonomy places the organism in Eukaryota, Metazoa, Arthropoda, Insecta, Coleoptera, Scarabaeidae. The record is from RefSeq and is a predicted model, not a curated record. Gene Ontology annotation, molecular function: magnesium ion binding; calcium ion binding. Gene Ontology annotation, biological process: calcium ion homeostasis.